GUUCUUUCGAGUUCUAGUUUUCAGUGUUAGGCGUCUUGUGUGGUUGGAGUUAAAGAUGUCUGGGCGUGGAAAGCAAGGCGGUAAAGCGCGCUCGAAAGCUAAGUCGCGCUCAUCCCGCGCGGGCCUGCAAUUUCCUGUGGGUCGCGUGCAUCGCCUGCUCCGCAAGGGCAACUAUUCGGAGCGCGUGGGCGCCGGCGCUCCGGUGUACCUGGCGGCGGUGCUCGAGUACCUGACGGCAGAGAUCCUGGAGCUGGCGGGCAACGCGGCCCGCGACAACAAGAAGACGCGCAUCAUCCCGCGCCACCUGCAGCUGGCCAUCCGCAACGACGAGGAGCUCAACAAGCUGCUGGGCCGCGUGACCAUCGCGCAGGGCGGCGUCCUGCCCAACAUCCAGGCCGUGCUGCUGCCCAAGAAGACCGAGAGCCACCACAAGGCCAAGGGCAAGUGAGGCUCGUGACGGGGAAAACGGCCCUUCCCGUUUCGGAGAAGUCCCUUCUGAAAUCAAAGGCUCUUUUCAGAGCCACCUACUCUUGCUUUAAAAGAGCUGUAAAAUCUGCAGUAAACCUAAGGCUCUU
Messenger RNA from Choloepus didactylus (southern two-toed sloth), 575 nucleotides. RefSeq names its product histone H2A type 3. Bases 56 to 448 code for a protein of 130 amino acids. Lineage: Eukaryota; Metazoa; Chordata; Mammalia; Pilosa; Megalonychidae. Gene Ontology annotation, cellular component: nucleosome. Gene Ontology annotation, molecular function: DNA binding; structural constituent of chromatin; protein heterodimerization activity. The transcript has a single exon. The record is from RefSeq and is a predicted model, not a curated record.